AUGUUGGGCAGCCAUUCAAAAUUGAGUAUCGCACAGAUUGUGUUCUAUAUACCGGUAACGGCCACUGCACUUUAUCUCGCGUGCUAUCGGCACAAGCGACCUCGCAUGGCAUGGAUUAUCUUGACUUUCUUCUCUAUCAUUCGAAUCACUGCGGGAAUCUUGGUCAUUAUCUCGGAGAAGUCUUCCAGUCUUGGCGUGUCGAUAGCUUCUGUUAUCUUUCUUAAUGCCGGCGUGUUUCCCUUGAUUGCAGCAACUUUGGGCUUUAUUCGAAUCAUUGUGGCGCUCGAACGAAACAUGAGCCGACAAAUUCGGCAAUGUUUAGUUGUGUCCCGAUUUCUUUUCAUUGUCGGAAUCGGACUUACCGUUGCAGGCGGGGCUCUGGAAGGGAGUGACACCGACAGUGAUGUACUCAUUGGUGUUAAACUUGUCAAGACCGGUUACAUCAUGGUGGUGGUCUUUGUCGGAUGUUUACUCGCUAUGCAAGGGUAUUUCUGGACACAACGCUCGGCUCUCUCAGUUACAAGCAGAACGAUUCUCACCUCCACGGCUCUGGCUACACCUUUUAUAGCCGUUCGUAUCGUAUAUCUCUUUCUGUCCGUAUUCCAGCCAACCGACUUGAGGUGGAGUGAUCUGAGGGGUCCAAUUGCCCCGUUCCUGACUAUGGGUUUGUUGAUGGAAUAUGCUGUUGUUUUGAUGUAUCUUAUUACCGGGUUUCUCAUUCCCAGUUGGAGGAAUAUCGAAAAGCCAGAGAUCCUCUUGGAUGACGCAACAAGAUGA
Molecule: messenger RNA, 777 nt
Organism: Penicillium expansum
Lineage: Eukaryota; Fungi; Ascomycota; Eurotiomycetes; Eurotiales; Aspergillaceae
Exons: 4
Coding region: 1-777 (258 amino acids)
Source: RefSeq, a predicted model, not a curated record